AUGUUCGAUGUGUUUCCGAUCAUGAAGACAACAACCCAAAUUGCCCUCCGGUACGAAAUUUUCACCAAAGUUUUACAUCAGUUGGACGAGGUAGCGAUCCUACUUCCAAAGAAUCCAAGAAGUUGGUCUAAUGGGUACAAUCUACUCCGCCGAGGUGGUGCUAAGCUCGAGUCGACCAAAGCCAAAAAACCGAUGGAUGCCCCUUAA
Puccinia triticina is the source of this 207-nucleotide messenger RNA. RefSeq lists its product as uncharacterized. The coding region runs from base 1 to 207 and encodes 68 amino acids. NCBI's taxonomy places the organism in Eukaryota, Fungi, Basidiomycota, Pucciniomycetes, Pucciniales, Pucciniaceae. The transcript has a single exon. The record is from RefSeq and is a predicted model, not a curated record.